Molecule: messenger RNA, 450 nt
Organism: Dendrobium catenatum
Lineage: Eukaryota; Viridiplantae; Streptophyta; Magnoliopsida; Asparagales; Orchidaceae
Exons: 1
Coding region: 1-450 (149 amino acids)
Molecular function (GO): RNA-DNA hybrid ribonuclease activity; nucleic acid binding
Source: RefSeq, a predicted model, not a curated record
AUGGAUUCUAUUAUUGGCUAUGGUGGUGUUACUAGAGAUCAUAAUGGUAAUUAUAUGUUGGGUUUUACUGGUCCUACUGCUAAUUGUGAUGAAAAUUUUUCUAUUACCUAUGUUGUGCUUCAUUGUUUAAGUCUUUGUUCCAAUCUUAAUUACAUGAAUGUUGUGGUCGAGGUUGCUUCUUACUUUGAUUAUCAUUCUCUUAAUUCUAAGGAGGAUAAAGUUUGUUCCUCUGCUUUGUUUUAUAUUCGAAGGGACAUUAGGAAUUUAUUGAGUAUUUUAAACAACUCUUUCUCUGUUAUUCUUGAGGAGGGAAAUGCUUGUUCUCAGUCGAUUGCUAGAUGGGGUUUUAGUUUGAAUGCUAUGACUGAGAUUUUGGUUCCUAUUCUACCUUUUAAGGUUAAAGGCCUCUUAAGAUUGAAUCAAAUUGGUUUAUCAUAUGUUACUUCUUAG